AUGGAUAGAAAGUCCAUACUAAAACAGUUUCAUGAGGACCUGACACCAAAGAAUAUCUCUCAGGAACAUGUUGGCUUUAUCAACUCUUUAGACUUGGAUCCUGCAGAGUCUCGAUAUUUGCUUUGCGGGGCUGCAGACUCGAGCGUUUCCAUCUGGGACACUUGGGUGUUUGGAUCUUCGCGAUCACUGAACCAGAAAAUCCAGCCUAUAUUGCAUACUCAGAGACACGAUGCGCAUAAAUACGGUGUUUCGAAAGCUUCAUGGUGGCCAAUGGAUACAGGAAUGUUCGUGACGGCCAGUUUUGACUCGACGGUGAAAUUAUGGGAUACAAAUAGCGGUGAGUCGGUAUAUUCUUUCGAUAUGGAGCAUCGUGUUUACAAUAUUGAUAUUAAUCCUUUGAAUACAAACGGUUUGGUCGCAGUGGGUAUGGAUCAUCCUUACUGUCGUCUUCUUGAUCUCCGCAUCGCCACGUCUGCACACACAUUGAAAGGGCAUUCUGGGCGAAUUAUAAGCACCAAGUGGAACCCCAUGAAUGAAUAUAUCCUAGCUUCGGCUGGUUCCGACGGAACAGUGCGGAUAUGGGAUAUAAGACAAGCUGCUAGCUGUGUGUCAAGUAUGGACAUGAUGCGGACUGAUCAAGACCUUGAUCUAACCCCAAUCGAUUAUAGACGAGCUCACCGCAGCUCUGUAAAUGGACUCUGCUGGUUUCCCACGGGAACCAGGCUGAUCUCACUAGGCAACGAUAACAAAUCACGUGUGUGGUCAUUGAGUGUGCCAGGUGGGAUUAACGAGUCUAUAAACUACGGGCCCUUGGUUCAAAAUCGCCACUUACAGACUCUUGAUCCGGUAUUGAGCCAUCUUGGUGAUCUAGAAACCCCAUAUCUCUUUGUGCCUUCGGAUACAGGUGACAUUCUCGUGUUCCAAGCAUUGGAUGGACGGCUGGUACGGAAAUUAGAGUCUCCCGAAGGGUACAAAGCAUCCAGAUAUGCAUGCAUCGUCAAAGGCGAACCCAAGACUGCUGUUUACUACUCGGGAAAUGGCAAUGGAGCGAUAACAGAAUGGACGGCCCUCGAACAAGACACAAGUGACGACGAAGAUAAUGAGUUAGUCUCUGCUACGGUCGGUGAUUAUUUGAAUUGA
Wickerhamiella sorbophila is the source of this 1140-nucleotide messenger RNA. Its product is annotated as DNA excision repair protein ERCC-8. Bases 1 to 1140 code for a protein of 379 amino acids. NCBI's taxonomy places the organism in Eukaryota, Fungi, Ascomycota, Dipodascomycetes, Dipodascales, Trichomonascaceae. The transcript has a single exon. Gene Ontology annotation, cellular component: Cul4A-RING E3 ubiquitin ligase complex; nucleotide-excision repair complex. The record is from RefSeq and is a predicted model, not a curated record. Gene Ontology annotation, biological process: transcription-coupled nucleotide-excision repair; protein polyubiquitination; proteasome-mediated ubiquitin-dependent protein catabolic process. Gene Ontology annotation, molecular function: protein binding.